Messenger RNA from Closterium sp. Yama58-4, 5010 nucleotides. NCBI's taxonomy places the organism in Eukaryota, Viridiplantae, Streptophyta, Zygnematophyceae, Desmidiales, Closteriaceae. The record is from the annotation of a GenBank genome assembly.
AUGGCAGCGCUUCACAACCCUGACGACGACAUGUCUCUCGUGGGCGAAGACCUUCGCCUCGAUGGCGAGGAUCUCAACCUCGAGGAGCUCCCCAACGUUAAUCUCCCCGACCUCCCCACGAGCGACGACCCCCCGGCUGCCAAAAAGGCCUGCUUCGAAGGUCCUUCCGCUCCCGGCUCCUCGGCGUCGCCCUCGGGCAUCCCCAUGCCCGCCGCAUCUGACUAUGCCGCCCCCCACCCGAGCCCCUCUGCUGCCCCCACCCCUCUUCCCGCCAGCGCCUCCGCUGCCCCGACGGCGGGUGCCCCUCUGGGGGCCGUCAAUCUCCAUACGCCCCCGCCCCCCAACGCGGCGACCCUCCGCAACCUCCGCCGCCCGCGGCCUGGGGGACCCGGCCUGGUGAUGCCUCGCCGCCGCCUCGCGGUGGUCACCCUCCUGAUGCCCGAAGCGGGGGCGGAAACGAUUCGCGCGGAUCUCAUCGCGCGCAUCUCCGCUAUGCUGAAGCCGCAUUUCUUUCGCUGCGGCUCCGUUCCGGAAUUCGAAGCCGCCACCGGCGACCUUCUCCGCGUCCCACGCCGGUCGUACGCGCGGCUCUCUUUCACCUGGCCUUCGGAGGAAAACGCCGAGGACUUCAAACGCCUUUUCCCCCGUUCUAUUUCUCUGAACUCCUCACGUUCUGUGCUUCUGAAGGUCUUCGAGGACCGCUUUCCGGACUUCACGGCAGCCAAGGCUGCAGGGGCUGCGACUCUCUCACUCAGAAAUGUGCCCCCCGGAUACACCCCUGCCGACAUCCGCGAAUUUCUGCUCCACCAGGACGAGCCGGGAGAUUCCGCAUGGCUUGCCGAGCUGCGCUUCUUCCACCGCACCAUGGACCCUUACGAGGAGGUCUAUCUCCCAAUAUUCUCUGGGAUCCCCCUUCCCCCCCCGGACGAUCCCUCCUUUUCCCGCAUUCCCGCUGUCAUCCCCUUUGAGGAUGCCUCCGAUCCCGCCCUGCUCAACAUCUCCUCUCACAAAUGCGGCCUCUGUGGGCAUAACCAUCGCGACGGGGACCACGAGAUCUUCCCCAUCAAGCGCAAGCAACGCCUGAACAACAAGGUCCAAAUUUCUGUUGCGCACCUGCAACAGACUAAUGUCCCUUCACCUGACGGGCGACUUCUUACCGUUGAUCUCAACUUCCUACAUGACCAACUCCGACUGAUCGCUAUCUACGCCCCCCCCCACGCUACCGAACGGCGGGUUUGGUGGCGAUCCACUCUCACCCCUGCCCUUGACGCCCCCUCUGCGGCUACUGCCACUAUCCUCGCUGGCGAUUUCAACUCUAUUGUCCUCCCUGAAGACCGCAACCGUGCACUUCACGGACACGAACGAAGCGAAGCAUGCCUGCUUGAGACCCUCUUCAACUCGCACUCGUUAUCCGACUCUUUUCGGUCCCUCCAUCCCACCACUACUUUAUUCUCGUACAUCGGCCGCCCGCGCCUCAAUAUUUCUCCUCCCCCGCCUCCACCUGCUGCCCGACUUGACCGAAUCUAUAUUUCCAGCCCCUUCCUUCCACGUCUUAAGGCUUCUUUAUAUCUCCUCACCCCCACCGUUGUCUCGGAUCAUUCGUUCGCCCCUCUAUGCUCACUCGCCUUCACCAACCCUGUGAUGGCCCCCCGCCCUUGGAGACUCAGCCCUUCUAUCCUACAACGGCCCUACAUAGCCCGCAUCUUGGACACUCACCUGCCUCUUUUACCCCCUUUCCCGUCUCCGCAAGAGUGGGACCUGUGGAAGAAUCACCUGACCCUCCGCCUCAAGUGCUUCUCCAACCAGGAGCGACGACGUGUUACUGGAACCAUGGAGCACCUCAAGCACCUCAUCAGCCGCCUUCAAAUCCAAGCCGCUUGCUUGCCUCUGUGCAGCAAUGACGCCGCCCGCCUAUGCAACGCGCGCCAACAACUAGCAAAAUACGAAGCCUCCAAAACCGCUGAACUCGCACUCAAAGCCAAGCUCAAAGUUGAAGGGCAUAGAGAGAUGGGCAUCUCCUCCCUUCUUGCUGGGCUCAACUCCCGCAUCAAAGCCUCACUCAUCUCCUCCAUCACGCUACCCAACGGACAAACCACCUCCCUCCUCCCCUCUAUGACCGCGGAAUGCACCCGAUACUUCCAAACCUUAUAUUCCGGCGCCUCAAAUGUCACUCAUAACCCGUCCUUCUGGCAGCACAUUCCCCGCUCCUCCCUCCCUGAUCCUCUAGCUCACACGCUUCAAGCCCCUUUCUCUCUCCUCGAGAUCGGAAAGGCUCUCGGCCAGCUCUCCCGAGGAAAAACGCCCGGCCCUGAUGGCCUCCCAGGAGAACUCUUCCGUCUGUACAGACCCCGCUUCACCCCCGCUUUCCAUUCCCUUCUGGGACAGCAGACGCCUUCAACGUUGCCUCCGUCUAUGCUCUCCGGCCGCACGGUCCUCAUUCCCAAGAAAAGUGACUCUACGCUACCGGAGAACCUCCGUCCAAUUACCCUUAUGAACGCAGACUACAAGAUCCUAGCGCUCUGCCUCACCAACCGUCUACAACGGGUACUUCCGCUUCUAAUUCAUCCCUCGCAGACUGCCUUCAUCAAACACCGGAAAAUCGGGGACACCAUCAAUGACACCCUCGAUAUUAUGGAUUGGGCACAGUACAAACAAACCCCGCUUAUUGCCCUUACGGUUGAUUUCCGCAAAGCCUAUGACCUCGUCAACCGCCCCUUUCUCCUUCAAGCCCUCUCCCACCUCGGCCUCCCGCCACAAUUUGUUUACUGGGUACGCCUCAUGUACUCUAACACGGCUACAUGCAUUGCCGUCAACAACCUCUCGGGCCCACUAUUUCCGGUUCGCUCAGGAGUUCGCCAGGGUUGCCCCCUUGCUCCUCUCCUAUUCGUUUGCGUCAUCGAAUUUUUCCACCGAUACAUGUCCCUCUACCUUCCCGGCUUCCCCCUCGCUCCCGCGACUCGCCGUCUCAUGGCCUGCUACGCAGAUGAUGUUACCCUCUUCCUCUCAUCCAACAAUGAUCUUGGUCUUGCCGUCGAUCAUCUAUCGAUCUUCGCCGCUGUGUCUGGCGAAACUCCCAACUGGAACAAAUGCUCUAUUAUUCCCUUCAACAUCUCCCCCCUCCUUAUCUCAAGUGCCGGACCCAUUCCCAUUCGCGCUCCGCAUGAAGCCGAACGCAUUCUCGGCAUUUUUAUUGAACAAAGCCAACCAGGCAAUACCACAUGGACUACCACACUUGACCGCAUACAGCGCGCUUCCAAAUACCUUGCAUCCCUUCGGGCAACCGCCACAUGUCGAAAAACCCUCGCAUCUGUCUUCCUCAACUCCACUCUGUCCUUCCCUGGCCGGUUCCAACCUGCCCCUACAGAAGUCGUCACUCGCCUUGACGUCGCAAUCGGAAACUUUCUCUCCUCUUCUCGCUACAAGGAGUCCGGCCUUGCGGUCCGGCUAAUCCCCAACCGGCUCCUCUACAACUCCCCUCGUCACGGUGGACUCGGCGCCAUCGCCCCCUCAACGCAGAUUCGCGCACUCUCCAUCCAACGCGCGCUUCGCCGCUUUGGUGCGUCGCCCUCAGAAGAGGUCGCGCGGACAGCCGUCCCCUUACCUUUCGGCACUCAUGCUCUCCUCGCCCACCCGGCGAUUCUUAAAAACAACGUCCUGCCUCCCUCCAUCCCCUCUCGCGCCCUUGCAGAACUUCGUGCUCUGCUGCCCCUUGCUCCUGCCGUCUUACCCCCCCCACUUGUCCCGCUAUGCCUCCUUGGAGAACCCACCGCAUUUAACCGAUUCCUCCUAAAACCCAAUGGAAAACCCUUCGGCCUCCUAAAAAAAGAACGUUUUCUCCUUCUCCGCCAGAUCCGGCUGGGCCACAUUUUCACAGCCUCAUUUCAAGGCCUCGAACCUAUCUCCACAAACGCUUUUGCGAAAACCUUCCCUCCAUCGGUAGUCCCCUCUGGCCGUCGCGUUUUGCGAGACCUCAUUGCAGCCAUUCCCCCCUCUUGGCUAGCUGCACUCCGCAGUCCGCCACCUCCCUCCGCUUCCCCUGGCGACUGGUUUAUCCCGACCUGCGACCUCCACUCUCCACCCACGCUGGCUUUACAAACUAUCUCCUUCACCCCUCCCCACACACUCUCUAUGCGUUUAUAUCGGGUCCUCCCGAACCGACUCAUUGAGCGCACUUCCAUUGGGUCCGGCACGUUUCACAUAGACGACGUUACGGCUGUGCACACCCAGGGUCGCUGGGUGGCAGGACCACUUCAUACAGGUGCAGGUCUAGGAGCACGGCUGGAGCUACUUCAAGAAGGUAUUCCAAGUCUCGCAUCCCUCCGCCUCCUGCUAUACUCGCAGCAACCUCUAGACCAUGAUCUUCGCUGGACCCGCGCCCUCUCUGCUGCUCCUCCUCCUUUUCUCCCCAAUCUCUCACAUGAGUUCCUCUGUGAUCAACCCAGCUUGCAACGGGACCUCCUCUUUCGUUUUUACACCCGCUCCCUCCCCUCGGGGGCUCGCUUCCAGUUUGCAGCAGACCGUGGACGCUGCCAAUUCUGCACCUCUACCCAAAUCGAAACACUCUCCCACAUCUUCUUCUGCUGCAGGCCCGCCCCUGUCGUUAUCACCGUUCUCGGAAACGUCGCCAACUGCCACCUCGGAUGCUCCCCCUCUCCGGAGCUUCUCCUCUUUCCCCUUAACUCUCGACCAGGACAAUCAGUCCCUUGGAGUCUGCUAGUUGGAGCAGCCGCUAAGACUCUCUGGAACGCAAGAUAUGAACGGAAGUUUCACGACUCAACGUCGUCCCAUUUUGAAACCCUUCAACUCAUACUUGCCCAAUUUCUCAUCGCCUUCAAGAUAUUCAUGUGGCGACGGGCCAAGCAAGGUCGGAAAAAACAACAACGGUCUACCUCGCGCAUCAAGACCGCCUCCCGCCUUCGCUUCAUCCACUUUGACUCCAAUGGUGCCCCCUCUAUCCACCCAGACUUACGCGUGUCCUGGCUCCUCGGGAACCCCUUCAGCCCUCCAUAA